AAAGAUCUAUCUUAUCUGAUCUUAUAAGGCUUCAAUGAGUUUCCGUUUUUCCGACCGUUGUAAAUGCAGCGCAUGUGAUGACUCAUGGGACCAGUCAGUGAACACACACAGCAGCCAUGGCAACAUACGCCAGCAGACAGCUGUAGGCAGGAGCCAUGACAACAACUUCUCAGGUGUUGGUUUGACAGGUAUGGUGACUAAAACGUGUUUAAAGUUAGUUGUCCUAAGUUGUGGCAUAGCUUCGACAGGUCACGUUAGCAAGAAGCAUUCAUAGUUUGAUACUAGGGGAAAAAGAACAAGCGUCAACGUUAAUCAGCUUGGUAAGUUGACAACUUAGCUAACAGGCUAACUUAGCUGCUAGUUUGGUUACUUCAGCGCAAAUAAACUGUAUUCUCAUGAUGUUAACAACAUGAAAGUCGGCUGGUAACCGCAGUUUACCACCGUUUGCUCGGUUGCCAACACGCCAAGUGGUUCUCCAACAUGUCCGGGGAGCGAGCGCCUCUGCCAGCCGGGGGAAACGGCCUCCUUCUCGGGAGCAGGACCAGGUCUUACGGUAGUCUGGUCCGGUCUCCGCUCUCUCCGGUUCGACAGAGACGAAUUGAGCACAAAAUUCAGCCAGGAGAAACACUGCAAGGCCUGGCCCUGAAGUAUGGAGUAUCUAUGGAGCAAAUCAAAAGAGCAAACAGGCUCUACACCAACGACUCUAUAUUCCUGAAGAAGUCCUUGUCGAUCCCUGUGCUGUCAGACUUGGACCACUGUAGUAACAGGGAGGAUUUGGCUGAAGGGGACGGUGAAGAAGACAGUUCUGCUGCUCAAAAUGGGCGCAGAGGAAGAUCCCCCGAGAGGAAUCAAAAUGAUGGCAAAGAAAGGGCAUCAGACCUUACUCCAGUAGAUUUUUUGAAACGGUUGGAUGGCUUGAUAAAUCAGUCCAAGCAGGCUGCUGUCAAAGGAUGCCAGGAUGCAGAGAAAAGGGUUGCCGCCCUGGAAGCAGCCUGUACCGGCAGGACUUCAGACUGGCCGCCGCUCACAAGGUCGCAGAGUGUCAGUUUCUCUUCAAGAAUGCAGCAGCAGGCAUCACAUGUGGCAGUACCCUUAACUAUCACCAAACUCACCAUGAAACUGAGAGACAGGGAAGAUGAGAUCUUCCAGCUGUGACAUGUUCCUGUUUUGUCACUCUGACCAUUAAAGAAACUUUUCCAGGGAGCCACAUUGGAGGUUUUUGGCCUCUAUGAUAAUAGAGGAUUGCAGAUAAUGGAAUAGAUAUCCAGUUACCCUCUUCCUGUAUGGACUUGAAGCUUAAAAAACUGCCAUUUAACACGGACAUUUUAAUGCAGUGUUAACCAAAUAAACAUACAGUCAUGGAAAAAAAAUAUUAGACCCUAUUAGACAACCCUUGUUCUCUCCAAAUUCUUGUUUAUUUGAAUGGCUGGUACAACUAAAGGUACAUUUGUUUGGACACUUAUAAUGAUUACAUCAAAACUAACUCAUAAAAGGUGAUAUCUAGCCAUUUUCCGUAGUUUUCUUGAUAAUAACCAAAAUCAUUAUCAAGAAAACCAUGGAAAAUGUCUAGAUAUCAGCUCUUAAAUUCAACUCUUAUGACCUAUUUUUGUUAUCAUUAUAUUUGUCCAAAUAAAUGCACCUUUAGUUGUACCAGUCAUUUAAUGCACAAGAAAGCAAGAAGAAAACAAGGGGGGUCUAAUCAAUUUUUCCAUGACUGUACGCCACUGCUAAUUGAGCGCCGCUGCUAAAAUGUCACAUGCCCAUUAUUGUGCUUUGCUCUUGUGUCUUAGAGAGUGCAGGCAGUAAGACUUAAAGACACGGGGGAAGUGUGCUGCACACAGAGUGGAGCAGAGGAGAAACAGGUGUCAGUACCAGUUAAGAAUAGACGCUGUAUGAUAUCGUGUUCAGUCGUGCUGUUUUGCCCUCUGUUUCUCCAGGUAAAUUAGCUGGAAGUAAAAUAAUGAAGCACUGUGCCAGACUUUUAAAAAAAUGAUUCUUUUAAAUGCUCUGUUGCUUGUCAGCAACCAUUAACAUGGGAACUGAGGAAGCUUUUUGUCAUUGUUUGCUCUGAUUCAUUCGGCAUACACUUAUGCGGUUAACACACCAGUCAUAAUUAGUUCCAAAGAAGAGUCAACUAUUGGCAUUUGCUACUGGUGAUCUUCAAACCUGUUUUGGAAGAUGGGAAUGAUCGGAUGAACAGGCGAACCAGCCUUAAAAGUGACUUCUUUUCUUUUGUGCUGAAGCGUGGUUUAUGCGGUGUUAGGCUAGCUGAUAAGUAUUUGCAAAAGUACUGAUUAACAUUUUUACAGAAACUUUAAAAUGUUGAAUUUGAGAACAGACUUUGGUGUUGUGGUAGUGAGUGAUUAAUCAGGUUAGAACCUAUAGGGGAAACACUGUAAUGGGAUGUUAAAACAUCUUUUAACAUUUGUAAUGAAUAUUGCACUUUGUGUAGCUUUCUUAUUUAUUUGUUGAGACCUACUGUAGACCAUGAAAAGAUUAUGGCCCAUAGCUGUGAUGGGCUUUUUUUUUCACAAGCGGGAAACAAGUGUGAAAUUUAAAAAAUGAAAAUCCAGUCACAAGUUGGUUCAGUCAUAUGACUGUUCAUAUGAUGAUCUGAACAAGUGAUCUGUGUGGAGUGCUACCUCACAGCCUGAGAAUGUAAAGUUGGCCAAGUUAUCUAACUAAAGCCUUUAGGCAUCAUAAGUAUACAUGAAUCAUGUUCACUGUACAUGCAAGAGCACAGAGUUGCUUAUAAAAUGAUUGGUUUGUUUCUGCUGAAGAAUUGUAGCCAAAGUAAAAAAACAACAACAUAUUUUUAGAAUACAUUUUGACAACAAUGUUUUUAUUUCUUAUGAACAUAUAUUUUUUAAAAAUUUCAUUUAACUUUUGUAUAGUUCGUUGCAGAAUAAAAAAAAAAAGAUGUUUAUGUUCAGAAA
Molecule: messenger RNA, 2936 nt
Organism: Centropristis striata (black sea bass)
Lineage: Eukaryota; Metazoa; Chordata; Actinopteri; Perciformes; Serranidae
Gene: lysmd1
Product: LysM, putative peptidoglycan-binding, domain containing 1
Exons: 3
Coding region: 481-1155 (224 amino acids)
Source: RefSeq, a predicted model, not a curated record